AGCCAAUCAUUCACAGAUUCUUAUUCUUUUGAUAAAGCACAUUCUCCUGACAAGCGUUGAAAUCAUGAAGUCCUUCAAACCAGAAAAAUGCCUGAUCGGUCUUCAACAUCUAGUGCAUUGCCCGGGUGGGACGAGGCGACGAGGCAGACAGCUUUGAUUAGCGGAUAGCAGGGCGAGUAUCAAUUACAAGUCCUCUCACAAUGGGCGGCGUGAUAGGUGGGAACGCAUCGAAGCUGGAUGAGGUUUGGGAGCAUUUCCACCGCGCAAAUGUUAUGUCUUCUCUGUUCAUGGAUGUGUCUCAGACUUUAUUAUUACUCUUCCAUCCCUUCUAAUCUCCUGCAUCUCGCGAACGCUCAUCACACUUCACGGAACGUGCCGCAAACCGGUGACCUGGCACAGGCUAUUAGAAAUGCCACUGAUGCAGAAAAUUUCGUUCAUAGGCAUGCCACCCUUACUCCGAAUCAGAGGUUGAUGCUUUAUGGACCGCGUGAAGAGGUGAACUCAGAAGAGGCACAGAGCAAGAUUGAAUUCAUGUGAGAAGAUGCUGUUGCGCGUUGUAUUUAGGGAAAGAGAAAGACAAGAAAUUUGCAGAACUGAUGUUGAUGUGUGUAGUGAAGAAGUCCUUAAUGUUGACUACUGCGGGAAGCAAAAAGUAGAACGUGUCAAGAUUUUGAUCAUUACCGACAACAACCUCUGAAUUUGCAUGUGAAUGAAUACUUCCAAGAAUCUCGGUUGAAAUUUGGACGUAAAAAACGUAUUUGCCCAUUUGUGGGACAGGUGUCUUCCAUGCAGUAUUAAGUAGUUUGACUGAACGACAACGAGGUGACCCGAUUCCAACGGAAUUUAUAAUCGUGCUCCAUGCGUUGUCUGUAGUUGUGUUGGUGCUGGGAUGCAGUUCCUAGUAGUUAUGUGAAGCUGAAGUUUAUUCACACCAGUUGAAACGAUGGUGGAAGAAAUGAAAUAAGCCUUUCUCUCGACGUUUCAUCAACUUCGAAAAAUGUGUAUGCGCUGAAGUGAAAGCUUGUUGAAAAAUCGUCAUUCAGUCAAAUGGAUUUCAUGCAGUCGUGAUGAAAAGAAAAGCUGCUGCUGCUGCUGCUAUUGUAAACAAAAUUGCUGUGUGUGCUUCUGGUAACGACCAGUGGUCGCAUUGAUGAUUGAAAGAUCUUAGAAUUCGAG
Molecule: messenger RNA, 1176 nt
Organism: Amoebophrya sp. A25
Lineage: Eukaryota; Dinophyceae; Syndiniales; Amoebophryaceae
Source: the annotation of a GenBank genome assembly